This is a messenger RNA of Megachile rotundata (alfalfa leafcutting bee), 5410 nucleotides long. It is a transcript of the gene Set1, whose product is annotated as SET domain containing 1. Lineage: Eukaryota; Metazoa; Arthropoda; Insecta; Hymenoptera; Megachilidae. Gene Ontology annotation, molecular function: RNA binding; histone H3K4 methyltransferase activity; protein binding. The record is from RefSeq and is a predicted model, not a curated record. Gene Ontology annotation, cellular component: Set1C/COMPASS complex.
GGGAGACGCUUGGUCUUGCUUGACGUAUGCGCACGAUAAUGCGCAAUUUUCUUUAGAAGCAGAAAGUUGAUUUGCCAAUAGGUCGUAUGAAAAUUCUCUUAGAUCAAGACUGACCAAUACGUGCAUUUAAUGCUACUCAUUGUAUGAGAAGAUUUUCAACAAUUAUUUUGCAAUACCGUUAUUAAGCAUUAAUUAUCUUUGUAAAUUAUUGGUAAAUAGACAAAAUGCCAGUAAUAGGUGAAAUUUUCAAUAAUUCUUUCAACGCUACUAAAAUUUGUGGAUCAAAACAGAAUAGGAUACGAAAAAAAUGUUACAUAUUUGGCUCAGUUGCACGCUUGGAUGUUUCUUUCGGGUACUUUUAGCACGAUAACAUUUUUCAUAAUAUACUACGAAUAUUGUCUUACGAAUAAGAAAAAUAUUUAGUUCCAUUGAAAAUAUUCGUAUCAUUUGUUUAGUAAAAAUGAUUAAAAGAACCGUCAUGCUCUUUGCAACAAGGAUGGCGUCAUCCGAAACUGUUCACGUAGUUUUAUCAAAGUAAUGAACUCGUUAACGUACGGUAAACGUAUUCUUGUAUUGAAUUAAAGUGAAAUAAGUUUCGCUAAAUUAGUUAGUUACCACACCGUCGUUCGCGAUACCGAUUGUAACUCGAUAAAAAUUAAGAAAAACCAGGGUGCAGUGCGUUGUACUAGCAGUCAAACAUUGAAGUAGUUUUGCGCUGGUGUGUCGGAAAGCAAGUUACGUGAGUGGAUGAUGCUUGGAGGCAAUGAACGGAAUGGAGAGACAUGGGCAUGGACAUGGACAUUCGCAUGCACAUUCGCAUCGUCAUCGACAUUCACAUGGAAGUUUGCAAAAUGCAUCACAAAAUUCCAGUCAGUCAUCAAAACAUAGCCACGCUCAUAUACCGCAUUCACAAAAAGAUACGUCUGCUGUCCAAACACCUCAAAAGCCAAGAAAUUAUAAGUUGCUAGUUGAUCCAUUUUUGGUCAAAGGUGCUACAAAAUUAUACAGAUAUGAUGGCAUGGUUCCAGGAGAUCCAACUUACCCUGAAGUUCAACCACGAGACCCUAGAUCACAAUUGACAAGAAUUUGGACUCGUUUAGAACAACUUGACUUACCUGUACCUAGGUUUAAAAUUGACUCCAAUUAUUGUGGUGAACCUCCUCCACUUGAAGUGACAUUUUGCCAUUUAAAUGACAAUAUUGAUAAAACUUUUUUAUCAGAUAUGGUUCAGAAAUUUGGAGCUGUGGAGGAACUCAUUGUUUAUUAUCAUCCGUUGACCAAUAAGCAUCUUGGAAUUGCAAGGGUGGUGUUUGAAAGUACGAAAGCUUCGAAAGCUUGUGUAGAAAAAUUAAAUAAUACAUCUGUGAUGGGUAAAGUUUUAAGAGUAUUUCUUGAUGCAUUUGGGGAUGAAUGUAAAAAAAUUUAUGAUGAAUUAACUGCAGAAAAGAAACCAGAAAAGAAAAUAGAAAAAGAAAUAAAAUCUGAGAGUGAACAAGAGAAACAAACACCGAUAGAAAAAAUUAUUACAGAAGAAAGGGAUGAUUUUAAAAGUAGCAAAAAAAUGGUACCAAGUAUAGAAAAAUCAAGAGAUACAUAUACAGAAAACUCAAGAUAUAGCAAGUAUCGAGAUUAUCCCACUCCUAGUGGUAGUACUGGAAGUGAUUUAGGCUACGGUACUGCACCUAGUGAACUAAAUUAUUCUAGCAAUUAUUCUCAAAACUCUACUCCAGCUACAAAUUAUGAUUUUUACUAUAGUGGUUAUCACCAUCAACCUCCAAAUAAUUAUUUGCCAAGUAUGCCUCAAAGUGUGUCUCAAAAUCUUUCGAUACAACAAAAUUCUGGUAUGUGGUGGGGAAAUAAUACAGGAACAGCAAAUUAUGCAUCAUCUUCUAUGUGGCCCGUUCAACAUGGAACAAAUUUAGAUAAUUCUAAUUCUAAUGUAGCUCCAAUUUCCAAGGCUUCUAAUAUAAAAAUACAUCACACUCCAAAAAAAGAAAAGGAAAAUCAAAAUAUUACAAAAAAUUCAUCUAGAGAUUCACCAGUGGAGACACGUAAAACGUUAGACUUGGAUACCAGAAUUGCUAUGUUACUAAAAGACAAGGCAGGGGGAAUGGCACCUCCGUUUCUACAAUUUGGUAGUGAUUCAGAAGACGAAAAGAAAUCUGUCAAUGCAGAUAAUGAAAUGCUCUCAGAACCACCAAGUCCCUUUCUAUCUCAUGAAACGUACAAAUCGUGUUUUGAAAAAGUGAGAGAAAGAAAUAAAGAACAAUGGAAAGUGCAUGAAAAUAGCAUUAAUCAGUUUUCUAUUGAUGAAGAACUAGGUAGUGUGAUAAGUUCAAGUGAAGAUGAAGCUUUGUUGGGAAGUUACAGCCCUGCACCAGAUGAAAUUGAACCUGAACCACCAAAAGAACCACCGCCUCCACCUCCACCUGAUGAUGAUAGAAUGUCAUUAAGUCCGUUAAGUUCAGGGGAUGAAAAGAUUGAAGAGGUUAUAGCUCAAACAGAACCUACAAGCCAGUUGUACCCUGGAACUGGUUAUCCUGGACAUAUAACUCACUAUCCUGCCAAUGAUAUGUAUCAUUGGCCACGACCAGCACAAUAUCCAUACCCCUAUGGGGCAACAUAUUUACAAAGUCAUUACCAACCAAACACUACAUCAUUUUCUGGAACAGUAGGAAAUCAUCAAGGAACAAAUUAUUAUCCAUCUUUUCAAUCAAGAUUGCACGCGAUGGCAAAUCAUAAUAUUACAAAAGAUAAUCCACAGGCUCCUACUAUUAAUGGAGUAUUAAACAGAGUUGUAAAUGAACUAAAGCAAAUUUUAAAAAAGGAUUUUAAUAAAAAAAUGAUCGAGAAUACUGCGUUUAAAUUGUUUGAAGUAUGGUGGGAUGAAAAGAAAUCUGAAAAAAGUCAAAAUCAGGGAGGUGAUAAUGUUACUAUUAAUAAUAGUAAUAAGGAAGAAGGCUCAAAACCUCAGGGAUUAUCACUAUUAUUAGAACAGGCAACUCCACUUGGAUUUAAUUAUGAUGGAUUUGGUUUGGGCAUUAGAGCUAGCAUGCCAAAGAUGCCUUCUUUCAGGCGUAAAAUUAAAGCUCCAAGCCCAUUACCACAAGAUGAAGAUAGCCGUCAAUCUGACCAUGGAGAUACUGAAAUUAUAGAAAGCGAUAGUGAUCUUGAUUUAGCAUCUGUACAAAAAAUUGAAAGGCCAAUUACUUCUCUUCCAAGUAUUUCUUCAUCUUCAUCGUCAUCAGCAUCUAGUGAAAGUAGCAGUGAAGAAAUCAGUUGUAGUGAAUCUUCUAGCAGUUCCAGUGAUAGUUCUGACGAAGAAGUAUGUUCUGCGAACUAUGAAGAUGAGCAAGAUACAGACAGUCGUAUGUCAGAUCAUCGACCCCUUGCUUGCAAUAGUGAAGAUCCUGAUAUUUUAACAGAGCUUGCUAUUCAACGUUCAUUAGAUUGUCCAACUCCAACUGGCAGAGAAACACCAAUUCCUGAUAUUAAGAUAAAAGAUGGAAUUUCAAAUGAGUUUCCGCAGUGUGAUAAUGAAGCUAGCCCUAUACCAUCUCCACUGAGAUAUGAAAGUGAUAAGGAAGAAAGUGAAAAUGCAAAUGAAAAAUCUGUCAAUGAAGAAAAUCUUGAAAAACCUGUGAUCGUAAAAGAAGAUACUGUAACAAAGGACAUUGAAGAUGAAACACAAAAGAGAGUACAGAGUACACAUAUUUUAAUGAUACCAGGAAAACAAGAAUCAUGUGAUAUGCAAAAAAUGGAAAAUUCUGCGGCGGAAGCUUUAAUAACGUUAGCUGGUCAAGAUAAUAUUAUAAGACAUAGAAGUCCGGGACCUGUACAACCAAAUAUUAUUAGAGCUCUUCAAACUAUGUCUGCAAAAUACAUUAACGAUGAACCCAUAUUAAAAGAAUCAGAAAAAAUUGAGAUGUUUAGUGAAAUACCAACCACUGAUUCAGAGGAGGAGAGCUUAGAAAUUAGAAGGCUAAGGUAUCAAGCUGAAACUGAGCUACGACUGAAUGGUCAACAGAGUCCAAACUUGCAAGCUUCUCAGGUAUUCAUGGAACAUUCGUAUUCGUUACCACCGACACAAUCAGAAAUUGCAAAGGCUGUGCUUCGUGCACCUCCGGCGCCAAUAAAACCUGUAAAAAUGAAACCUCCAAAAAUGAUGAAGUUGGUAAAGGGCAAAGACAAAACUCAUAAAGUAGAAAAGAGGAAAUAUAACAAAUAUAGCAAGAUGCAUACUCAUCAGAAUCAUGAAGGAGAAAAAGAAAAUAUUGAAAAUGAAUUUGUUUAUCAAAAAUAUCCGAAAAAAGUGGAUGAACCAACAGUAACAUAUAAAGAACGUGAUUUAAUGUCCGAAAUGGCUAUUUUAUAUGAAUUUCUAACUAGAGGAAUAGAUGCGGAGGAUGUGGAAUAUUUAAGACGAAGUUAUGAAGCUUUGUUAGCCGAUGAUAGUCAAGGUUAUUGGUUGAAUGAUACGCAUUGGGUCGAUCAUCCACCAACAGAUCUUCCAAGUCCUGCAAAACGAAGAAAACGGGAUGAACUCAGAUUACAUACUAGUGGAAGCGCGAGAACGGAGGGAUAUUAUAAAGUUGAUGUACGAGAGAAAGCUAAACAUAAGCAUCACUAUGCACAAAGCAUACAGCGCAGUAAUGAUGUGGAAGAUAGUAAUGGUCCUUAUGCUGGAGGUGAUGGAACAAUGAAUGGUCCAAAGAAUAAUACUAAAACCUUAACCGGUAAAAUGCAAGCUUUAUCUCGAGAAGCUCGAAGUAAUCAACGUCGAUUAUUAACGGCCUUCGGUAUUGACACCGAUAGUGAUCUUCUUAAGUUCAAUCAACUGAAAUUUAGGAAAAAACAAUUGAAAUUCGCUAAAUCUGGGAUACACGAUUGGGGCUUAUUUGCUAUGGAACCAAUUGCAGCCGAUGAAAUGGUUAUUGAGUACGUUGGCCAAAUGGUUAGGCCAGUUGUUGCUGACUUAAGAGAGUCUCAGUAUGAAGCUACCGGUAUUGGAAGUUCUUAUCUUUUCCGCAUCGAUUUAGAUACAAUUAUUGAUGCAACGAAGUGUGGAAAUUUAGCACGGUUCAUUAAUCAUAGCUGCAAUCCGAAUUGUUAUGCAAAAGUAAUUACGAUCGAAAGUCAAAAGAAAAUUGUAAUCUAUAGUAAACAACCAAUAGGAGUUAAUGAAGAAAUUACAUACGAUUAUAAAUUUCCAUUGGAAGAUGAUAAAAUCCCAUGCUUAUGUGGCGCUCCUCAGUGUCGGGGUACUCUAAAUUGAAUCGUUCAUAAAACUAUAUUGUUCAUCCCUUUUUCCUGUCUUCUACAUUUCAUCACACUCCACUCAUAUUUUUGUAAAUAUUUCCCCAUGUAAACAUUUUAUAAAAUGCAAUGGAAAAAUGCUAAAUUAUGUUAA